UAAAUUAGAUAGUCGCCUGGAUUUUUGUGUUCGGUUUGGUUUAGUCUUGUUUAUCAACGAAUUAUUUUCUUAAUAAUUAACGAAAUGAAUCGUAUUAAGUUCAAAUUCGAGUCUUACCGAUCGGAAUUUAUUGAGCUGGUUAAAAAUUGCAUUGCUACUGUGAACAUCAAUCUUCUCGAAGAAAAAGCUCAACAGAAAUAUAUAAUUGGAUGCGAGAGUGAUUUCAAGACGACUAUUGAUCAAGCUUUUAGAGAUGUUCUCAGUGAAGCAAUUUUAAAUGGUGCCAAGAGAGAUGAAUUGGAAAAAAUGCUGAUGUUUGCUAUUGAAGCUACCGAAAGAGAUAUAUGCUCCGGUAGUCUUCCUGUUUUAUUAUUAAGUGAUAUGUUUGAUUGCUUCACUUUGGAUCAGUGUGAAGAAUUAUUUACUUUUGUAGAAAAUAGAGUCAAUAUAUGGAAAAAGGAUAUAUUUUUUAAAAAUUGUAAAAAUCAACUUCUUCGUUCAUGUAAUGAUUUAUUAAGAAGACUUUCAAGAUCUCAAAAUACAGUAUUUUGUGGAAGAAUUCUUGUAUUCCUUGCUAGAUUAUUUCCACUUUCUGAAAGAUCAGGUUUAAAUAUUAUCAGUGAAUUCAACUUGGACAAUAUAACAUCAUUUAGUAGAAAGGAAGAUAACAGUAUUGAUGAAAUUUCUGGAGAUAAAGAUGAAAAUAUGGAAGAGGGAGAAAUGGACGAUAGUGGGUGUCCAAUAAAUGUAGAUUAUAAUCUAUAUCGAAAAUUUUGGUCUCUACAAGAAUACUUUCGUCAACCAAAUCUUUGUUACAACAAAAUUUAUUGGAGACAGUUUGCUUCUUAUUCAGCUGACGUGCUUUCAGCAUUUGGAAGUUUUAAACUCGACGACAUCAAAUCGACUAAAUGGAAGCUUUCUGAAGCAACGGCUUCUAGUACAGGGAAACCUGUUUAUUUUGCAAAAUAUCUAACAAGUCAAAAGCUGUUGGAAUUGGAAUUGAGUGACAGUAAUUUUCGUCGUUAUGCUCUUGUGCAGUUUUUGAUUCUUUUCCAAUAUCUUCAGUCGGCAGUAAAAUUUAAACAAGUUCCCGUCUCAGAAAAGGAAAAUGUUUUCGCCACUAUCUCAAGACGUAUGAACACAAAAUAUAAGGAAAUGAAUCAGAAGCAAGGAGAAUGUCUCAGGGAUUCGUACGUGCUGACAGAAGAACAACUUGCGUGGAUUAAAGAUACCACAGAAAGGAUAUACAAGUUGUUAGAGGAAACACCUCCCGAUGGUGCAUCUUUCGCCAAGCAUGUGUCUCAUAUCUUGAAACGUGAAGAAUAUUGGAAUAAUUGGAAAAAUGAAGGUUGUCCUAAUUUUAAAGAAGUAAAACAAGAUACAGAAAUGAGACCAUUUUUAAGACAAAAACGUAAAUUAGGAAAUGAAAUUCAGGCUGCCAUAGCUAAGAAAGAAGUAUUAGUUGGGAGCUCUGAAAUGAAUCGACUGUGGAACCUGUGCCCCGACAAUUGGGAAGCUUGUCGAUCUCAAGCUAGGUCUUUUGUGCCAUCAUUAGAUACAUUUUUUGAAUCUGCAAUUGAACAAGCAGAUCCAUCUAGCCAAAUAGAAAAUUCAUUUAAAUAUGUCCACAAUAGUAAUUACGGGUGGAGGGCUCUCAGAUUGUUAUCGCAGAAGAGUCCACACUUUUUUACUCACAGUAAUCAGCCCAUUAAGAGCUUACCUUUAUAUUUAGAAAGUAUGAUUAUGAAGUUGGCUAAAGAACUUCCGUUAAAUCAACAUCAUCAGCAGUCACAAGAAGAAAAGCAGGAUGUCGCUUCUGUCGCAGGGGAUAGCGGAGAAGAUAGUGAAGAUGAAUUAUUAAAGAAUUCAGACGAAGGAGGCAACAAAGAAGACAAAGAUAGGAGCAAACACGUCAAUCCAUUGACGUUAGAGAACGUUCUUCAGAUGCUGUCCGUAAAACUACAGAGGGACUGGAAAACCGUGGCUCCCAAAUUGGGUUUCCAGCCUGAUGAAAUUUUAUAUUUCGAGAACGAACUGCAGAGUCCGACACAACAGGCCAAACACAUGCUGACGGUUUGGGUGGAGCAGGAACCGGAGACCGCCACAGUUUCAAAUUUACAAAAGAUUUUAAACGAUGUUGCUCUGGAAGAUAUCGCCAAAGAAUUAAAUAAUGUGGAUUCGCUCAAUAAAGUACAAAUAAAAACUUAAUGUUCCA
This is a messenger RNA of Centruroides sculpturatus (bark scorpion), 2215 nucleotides long. RefSeq names its product THO complex subunit 1-like (gene Hpr1). The record is from RefSeq and is a predicted model, not a curated record. Bases 85 to 2208 code for a protein of 707 amino acids. Gene Ontology annotation, biological process: regulation of DNA-templated transcription elongation; mRNA export from nucleus; signal transduction. Gene Ontology annotation, molecular function: protein binding. The transcript has 21 exons. Lineage: Eukaryota; Metazoa; Arthropoda; Arachnida; Scorpiones; Buthidae. Gene Ontology annotation, cellular component: THO complex part of transcription export complex.